Cooperia oncophora is the source of this 471-nucleotide messenger RNA. The record is from the annotation of a GenBank genome assembly. Lineage: Eukaryota; Metazoa; Nematoda; Chromadorea; Rhabditida; Trichostrongylidae.
AUGUGGUGUAUCGACGAACUGGUAAAGCCCUCUAGUUAUCCGGACGGGUACUACUGGCUGGGAUCACUUCGAAACGGCCGUACUGGUCUGUUCAGACCGACCGAUACAGUAGCUCAUCUGGGAGCAGAAAAUCCAUCUACUGUGGAAGUGAUUUCCAGUGGAUGUGUAGCGAAAAGCAUCGAGAAAAAGGAGAAAGAAGACAAGAAGCCGACGAAGAAGAGAUUUUCGCUUAAGGAUAAGGAACGCGAGCGAGAAAAGAGGAAAGCGUUGAUCUCAGAACCGGUUGGAGAAGUUCGACAUACUUGUCACGUAGGCAUAGACGGCACUGCGUUCGGUCUCUUGCAGCUUGACAAGAAAGAACUGGUGGCGCCAUCAGUGUCUCCGUCGUCUGUGCGUACGAACGGAACGCCAGCUCAAGCCCACUUGGCACCUUCUUUGUCACAGGUAGGAAAUUCCCAGGUUGUUGUUUGA